AUGCCACCUACUCUGCAGGAAUUGGCAAAUCUAUGGAAUUACACCGGUCCCGAAUGGAACUGGACAGACUCAGACUGGGAUUACAUCCAUGGCGAGCCCAUCGGCAUAUGGGAGUCAUUGGUCGAUCAUUUUCUUGACCAUCUUCGGUCACAGAGAUAUCUGAUUCAGACAGACCUACUUCUCUACCCAGUCCUGGUCUACUUUCUCAAUUUGGCCUGCCUCGCUAUCGCCUUUAACUCCAACGGCCGAUAUCGUACCGCAUUCGUCGGUACGUCUCUCGCUAUUGCAGCCGCUAUCAUUAAGCAGAUUUCAGUUCUUCCUGUUUUUUACGCUGUCAAAAUUACAAUUGUUCAGGUACUCGUUAUCCAGAACAUUGGCGCAGCUGUCAUGAUGCUGUGGGAGAACAUCGCUGUCACAGAGGAGCAAAAGAAGCUUCCUUGGGGAAAACGCAUCCUCGCUACCUACAAGCUCAUGUGGAACGCACGAUUUGUCAACACUGCUCGUCCAGCUCCUGUCCUCCACUUGAUCAAGGCAGAGGAAGAGCGCAAGAGACAACUCUCAGAAGCAACCAAUACAGCCACGAUCGGCGAGACAGCCACCAAGGAAGCCACCAUUGAUAAUAAAGACUUGUAUAAGACUUUGACUAUGACAAGCAACAACAAAAGCGUGAUCGACCGGAUCAAUCGUUCCCGGGACUUGGUACUUCAAGUCAGCUAUCCCGCCUGGAACAUAGUCAGCCAGCCUUUGGCUCGCUCCUGGACCUCAUUGAGUCCAAGAAGUCGCUGGAUUAUGAUUACCAUAACCAAAAUCACUCUCGUCUUCAUCUUGGAGCAUGUCAAAGAGUACCUUUGGGACACGUACGCCUGGUUUUCCCACGAUGAUAUUGCCCUCUACAAACGUUCCUAUUUCCGUCGUCUCAUUCGAAAUGAGACCGACUUACGCGAGGUCGUUAUCCGCUGUUACUUCGCCUUCGAGGGCCUUUGGGGCGCCUUCUACUGGUACACCUUCAUACAUUCUACCGUCGCCCUCUUCUUCGUAGCGCUUCACAUCGAUGGACCUGAAGAGUGGCCUCCAGUUUUCGGCGAUAUCCGCGAAGGCUGGAACCUCCGCCGCUUCUGGAGCAAAUUCUUCGACCGACUCAUCUAUCGCACCACCAACGGCCUGGGCGAGAUGAUCCUGACUACACUUGGCUUAGGUCAGCGACCUUUCCGGGGAAAUAAGCGCUGGGUUCUGAAUGGACUCAUCUUCUUCCUCAGUGGUAUCUUCCAUGCUGGCACCGAGUAUAUCUGUGGAAUCAAGUGUCACGUUGGUGUGGAGAUCUGGUGGUGGAUGUUGAAUUACAGCACGAUGAUCAUGGAAACGGCCUUCCUCUAUGGUCUUCGGACUUACUUCCCUCGAUUCUACUACAAGAUGAGUGGAAGAGUUGGCAAGGCGAUCGGAUACCUGUGGCUGUUUGCGUUCCAGUUCUAUGCCAGUCCGAAGAACCAGUACACCGCAUUGAACUGCCUGCCGCAGUUCUAG
Messenger RNA from Colletotrichum godetiae, 1521 nucleotides. RefSeq lists its product as uncharacterized. Lineage: Eukaryota; Fungi; Ascomycota; Sordariomycetes; Glomerellales; Glomerellaceae. The transcript has a single exon. Bases 1 to 1521 code for a protein of 506 amino acids. The record is from RefSeq and is a predicted model, not a curated record.